GGAGUCUCCGGAGAAGUUAGGGCAGGAAGCGGAAGUGACGUUUUAAAGACGCGCCCGCGGCGAGGCCGCCUCGGUUGCAUGGCGAUGAACAGCCGGCUGCAGGAGAUCAGGGAGCGACAGAAACUGCGCCGGCAGCUCCUGGCCCAGCAGUUGGGAGCUGAAAGUGCGGAUAGUAUUGGUGCCGUAUUGAACAGCAAAGAUGAUCAGAGGGAAAUCGCUGAAACGAGAGAAAACUGCAGGGCUUCUUAUGAUACUUUAGCACCAAAUGCAAAACGGAAAUAUCCAGAUGAGGGAGAGGCUGAUGAAGAAGAAAUUGAAGAAUAUAAGGAGGCUUAUAUUCAUAGACAGCCCACUUCUUCCUUCAUUAAGAAGCGGAGUCAUAAUGAAGAGAGAAACAGCAUGUGCCUACAUGCAUAUAAAAUCUGCUUUAUUCCAAAGGAUGAAGUAGAGCUGCAUCAAGAUGAAGAGAACCUGCCCUAUGAAGAAGAGAUUUACAAAGAUUCCAGUACCUUUCUGAAGGGAACCCAGAGCUUAAAUCCUCACAAUGAUUAUUGUCAACACUUUGUGGAUACAGGACACAGGCCGCAGAACUUUAUCAGAGAUGUGGGCUUAGCAGACAGGUUUGAAGAAUAUCCCAAACUUAGAGAGCUCAUCAGACUAAAGGACGAACUAAUAUCUAAAUCUAACACUCCCCCAAUGUAUUUACAAGCAGACUUGGAGGCCUUUGACACUAGAGAACUAAAGUCCAAAUUUGAUGUGAUUCUUCUGGAACCUCCCCUGGAAGAAUACUAUAGAGAGACUGGCAUCACAGCCAAUGAAAAGUGCUGGACUUGGGAUGAUAUUAUGAAACUGGAAAUUGAAGAGAUUGCAGCCUCAAGGUCUUUUGUCUUUCUGUGGUGUGGCUCAGGGGAGGGUCUGGAUCUUGGCAGAGUGUGUCUACGCAAGUGGGGUUACAGACGAUGUGAAGAUAUUUGUUGGAUUAAAACCAAUAAAAACAAUCCUGGAAAGACCAAGACUCUGGACCCUAAAGCUGUUUUCCAAAGAACAAAGGAACACUGCCUUAUGGGUAUUAAAGGAACAGUCCGCCGCAGUACAGAUGGUGACUUCAUCCAUGCUAAUGUUGAUAUUGACUUAAUUAUCACAGAAGAGCCUGAGAUUGGCAACAUAGAAAAACCUGUAGAGAUUUUUCACAUCAUUGAACACUUCUGCCUUGGAAGAAGACGCCUUCAUCUUUUUGGAAGAGAUAGUACAAUCCGACCAGGCUGGCUGACUGUGGGACCCACCCUCACAAACAGUAACUUUAAUGCAGAAACCUAUGCCUCCUACUUCACUGCUCCAAAUUCCCAUCUGACUGGUUGUACAGAAGAGAUUGAGCGACUUCGACCUAAGUCACCACCUCCAAAAUCCAAGUCGGACCGAGGAGGUGGAGCUCCUAGGGGAGGAGGAAGAGGCGGGACUUCAGCUGGCCGGGGAGAAAGAGGCAGAGAGAGGAAUAGAACUAAUUUCCGGGGCGAAAGGGGUGGAUUCAGAGGGGGCCGCGGAGGAACCCACAGGGGAGGCUUCCCCCCACGCUGAUUACAUUUCAGUCAUUAGUUCUCCCUCUGGUCCUAUGCCUCUUCUUUUCCAUAUCUUUUUUUUAGUCAUGUUUCCACUGAGAUGAGUCAUUCCGGGGACUUUUUUUAAUUGAUUGUGCUUUCUGCAAGCAGUUCCAGAUACUUUACCUGCUCACAUCUGGCACAUCACCUUACUUGGCAGGUGGGAUCCAGUACCUAAUGGCAAUGAGCUAAAAAGCUGCUGGCAGCUUUCAUUCACCAGGAAGGUGGUCAGAGCAGACUGGGAACAUCAGAAGGGGUUAGCUCCCCAAGCUGUGAUUAGGAUUUGAAGAGGAAUCACUUGUUCUGAUCUUUUCCAACUUAAAAAAAAAAAAAAUCUCUUUCAGCUUUUUUCUUUAACGUUUCCCUAUAAACUCUGAACAAAUCCCCUCUUCCCUUUUGCGUAGGUAUCAGUUUCUUUCCGUGGUCAAUAUGAUGGGUCAGGACUCAGAGAUGCAAUUUGAAUUUGCAUGAUGAUAAUACAGACUUGCAUUGUAUUUACGGAAGGAAAAAUGGUGUGUCUAUAAUAGCAUUUAUUUCUUCCUCCCCUAUAUUCAUAACUAAACAGAGGAGUAAUAUUGAAUAAAUAGAGCUCUAUUUUUUUCUAUUUGUUUUAAAUUCCCAGUCAUUCCUGGGAGUAGUUUUGUAGUAGUUUUAUUUUUGACUUGUCAGAUAUAUUUAAAACAUUUUUAUCUUUGAUGUUUGGACUGAAAAACCAGAAACAAUUUUAUGUUGUCACUUGUAAUGCUUCACGGAAAGCAAAAAGUGGCAGUCAUCCAUAUUUGAUCUAGAACUUUUGUUUACGUAGACAUGCAUUGUUUUAAAGUAAAGAAUCUUGUCCAUUGCCUGUUAACUGUCUUAUUCAUGACUAGGGAAAGCCAAGUUUUAUUACAAAAUAAAUGCAGUAUGAAUAAUGAAACAGCCCCAAUGGAGGUAGUAUUUGGGGAAAGGGGAGAAAGCCAUAAAGAGGAAAAGUGCUUCCAGAGAUAUCUGGAUAAAUUCCACCUGCAAACACAAUGCUCAGUGAUUGAAAAAUUGUGUUUUAAGCUUUGCAUAGUAAGUGAUGUGGGAAUGAGAAUGUCUUAUAGAAAAUCAGCUUCAGAAUACAACUUUGAAAGAGAGAGAUUCACCUUUAUUGUAACUGUGUGGUAUUUGGUUUUAGAAAAGCCAGCUCUGUAAAUCAUUUGUAUAGUACUUGAUGCAUAUGAACAAAUCCUGGCCCCACUGAAGUCCUGGGGAUUUUGCUAUGGAUUUCAUUGAGACUAGAAUUUGGCCCUAGGACUCUUGUACUACUUAUCUACUGAACUUUUAAAUGAAUGUCCUGUAAAGUGGUGAAUAAUGAAAUUUCUUUCAGUAUUGUUUUUGAUAAACAUCUUUCCUAAUA
Molecule: messenger RNA, 2976 nt
Organism: Chrysemys picta bellii (western painted turtle)
Lineage: Eukaryota; Metazoa; Chordata; Testudines; Emydidae
Gene: METTL14
Product: methyltransferase 14, N6-adenosine-methyltransferase non-catalytic subunit
Cellular component (GO): RNA N6-methyladenosine methyltransferase complex; nucleus
Molecular function (GO): mRNA binding
Source: RefSeq, a predicted model, not a curated record